This is a messenger RNA of Funneliformis geosporum, 224 nucleotides long. The record is from the annotation of a GenBank genome assembly. Lineage: Eukaryota; Fungi; Glomeromycota; Glomeromycetes; Glomerales; Glomeraceae.
GAUUAUUGAUAAUUUUAAUAUCUGUUAUCAAUAAUUCCUCUCAUCCAUAUCCUGUACAAGAAUUGUUUCGUACAUAUACCGUACAUAGAGUAACGUUUAAUCCACGGGGAUAUGAUAUAAUAAAAAAAAUAUGCAUUCAUUGGUACGAUUAUACUCAACAAGAGAAAUGGACUGAUUUGGACAUAGCAACCGAAUUCCAACUUAAAACAUCUCCGAGGAUAUAA